CCUCCUCCCGCGGCGGGGCCGGGCAGGGGCAGCGGCAGCGGCGGGGCCAUGCCGGAGCACAGCACGCUGCUCCACCUGCUCGCCGGAGGAUGUGGUGGCACAGCUGGAGCCAUCCUGACCUGUCCCCUGGAAGUGGUGAAGACACGUCUGCAGUCAUCCCAGCUGGCACUGAGGCCUCUGUGCCUCCCAGAGAUACAGCUGCCAGGGAUGAGUGUGAGGCUGAUCAAUCCCACCCCACCAUCCCCUGGAGUGCUCAAGUUGCUGAGGGCCAUCCUUGAGAAGGAAGGCAAACGGUCCCUGUUCCGAGGUCUGGGUCCGAACCUGGCUGGGGUUGCUCCUUCCCGGGCUAUAUAUUUUGCUGCCUAUUCUACUGCUAAGGAGAGGCUUAAUACUGUCCUGGUACCGGAGUCCAAGAAAGUACACAUAUUAGCAGCAGCUUGUGGAGGCAUUAGCUCAGCCACACUCACCAACCCCAUCUGGUUAGUGAAAACCAGGAUGCAGCUGGAAGCCAGGGUAAAGGGGAAGAUGGCCAGCAGCGCUCUCCAGUGCGCCAUGCACGUGUACCGCACUGAAGGCCUGCGUGGAUUUUACCGUGGGGUCACUGCCUCCUAUGCUGGAGUGUCAGAGACCAUCAUCCACUUCGUCAUCUACGAAGCACUGAAAAAGGAGCUGAGAAACAGCCAGCAUUCCCAUUCCCCAUCACUCCCACUUCCACCGAGCAACAGCGAUUUCUUGGCACUGAUGGGCGCUGCUGCUGUCUCCAAAACAUGUGCUACGUGCAUCGCAUAUCCCCACGAGGUGGUUCGGACGCGGUUGCGAGAGGAGGGGUCCCGGUACCGUUCCUUUGCACAGACUCUGCAGCUCGUGGUCCGUGAAGAGGGACCCUCGGCGUUGUACCGGGGGCUCCUGGCGCACCUGAUCCGCCAGAUCCCAAACGCAGCCAUCAUGAUGGCUACCUAUGAGCUCAUCGUACAUCUGGCCUCUUCCACCUUGGUCUGUAAACCCAGACUAAGAAGAUCCAGGGAAGAAGCACAACCUGCUCUGGAGCACUAUCCUAACAAAUCAUGCUACUGCUGGACUCAGAGCCAUGCUGUGCUAGUAUCUGCUGUGUUUCCAUCCCCUGCAUGCUCAGCAGAAAGAGGAAGAUGCCUUCUUCCUCCAGAAGUGCUGGGGCUGUUCUAAAAGCUGGAAUCCCUGGUAUAAAAAAUACUCUAUCAUACUGAUAAAGAAAGCAGAUCGUGCGAGAAGAUGGAUGAAACUGAGAUUUGGCCUGUUUCUGCUGAUACACUAAGUGUAUGGAAAGAACGUUAUUUAUUUUGUUUUCCUGUGUUCAAGAAUUCAGUUUGCUACAUGUGCUACGUUUGCCUGUGACAGGCUUGAGUGCCUUCUGUUCCUCUGUGGGUCUCUAGCACUGAGUCCUGGGGAAGGCUACAUUGUGUUUACAAGUUUUUUGGCUCUCAAAAAGGCAGGGAAUAGGGUCCUGAGUGAUGUGUUUUUCUUGUUUCAUCACAUGCUAAAAAAUGUAACCCUUCCCCGAGAUAAGGUAGUAAUUUCAGUAAACACGUGCUCUGGACAACCUCCAGUUUCAGGUUAGAGGCUACGCUAUUUCUUUCCCUGGUAGUAGUGAAAAACUGCAGAAGUCCUGAAUGUUUUAUUUGAAAUCCAUUUAUUUUAAAAUCCACUUUGUUUCCUCAUCUUUCUUACCUUCAUUCAUUUAGUAUUAGGAAUAUUGACAAUUUUACAAAGCGACACAAAGCUGCAGUGGUUUGUUGGUUGGUUUUUUUUUUUUGUUGUUUUUUUUGCAUGAAACGAGAAUAAACCUCAAAUGACAACAUUGAAAAAAUAUACAA
Molecule: messenger RNA, 1850 nt
Organism: Oenanthe melanoleuca
Lineage: Eukaryota; Metazoa; Chordata; Aves; Passeriformes; Muscicapidae
Product: solute carrier family 25 member 36-like
Exons: 8
Coding region: 49-1182 (377 amino acids)
Biological process (GO): pyrimidine nucleotide import into mitochondrion
Cellular component (GO): mitochondrion
Molecular function (GO): pyrimidine nucleotide transmembrane transporter activity
Source: RefSeq, a predicted model, not a curated record